Messenger RNA from Daphnia pulex (common water flea), 738 nucleotides. RefSeq lists its product as uncharacterized. The coding region runs from base 79 to 402 and encodes 107 amino acids. The transcript has 3 exons. Lineage: Eukaryota; Metazoa; Arthropoda; Branchiopoda; Diplostraca; Daphniidae. The record is from RefSeq and is a predicted model, not a curated record.
AACAGCAGUCUCAAAGUUCUUUUAGCUGUUGGCCAUUCGUGAGCUUAUAGACGUCGACACUCGAAUUAUAUAUAUCCGAUGAGAUUUCACCACCUGUUGAUCGUUUGCGUCUGCUGGUUGGCCGUCCUAUCGACGACUAGCGCUACCUUUUCGGGUUACAGGUUUAAAAGGCCUUACUUUGCUGCUGCUCCCGUCGUCAGCGGUUGGCCUGUCCGCCAAUAUCAUCAAAUUCCCGUCCGCAAUGCUCCGGUUGCACCACCACCGGCAUUCGGCGGAAUCCGGAAUAAUGGCAUGCGCUUCCGCCGACAACGGCCCACUCAGAGGCCAGUCAAUCGAUGGAGAUUUGUUCACACGCUUUACGAUUACGAGCACCCAGACCACCACCACAUUUACCACAGUUAAUUUAAUUUAAUUAUUAUUUCAUCAAUGAUUGGAUGGCCCUGUAUAUAUAGGGCCUACAAGGCGGCGGCUGAGGUAUAUAAGUAUAGUAGCGCAGUUUCCCGUGGAUUAUUCUAUAUGAUUGUCGAUGAUUAACUAACCUUUUGAAAACAUGAACGCCGAAUGUUAUUAGCACAGAUUAAGUUCCAAACUUUUCCGAUUCCUCUUCAACCUAAUAGAACGUGAAUGUUUCACCUGUUUCGUACUAUGUGCUGGUUUUAUUCCCUUGUUUUUGUUUUUGACCCAAAAAAUUGUUUCACGAUUUUGUGUUAAUUAUGAAAAUAAAAAUUUAGUGAAGAA